AUGCAUAAGUUUAGAGAAAUGGAAAAUAGGAAAGGCCCUUCGGGACAGACUAGUCCGAUAUUUACAUGGUCUCCGUUACCUCAGCGGAAACAGAUGAGUUUUAUAAAAAGGGAGAAAAUUAGUUCCCCAUCAAAUAAAGAAACAAAGCUGUAUCCUAACUGUGACGCAAACGUUUGGUUACGAUCAUGCGAAGAGGAAGUAAUUGGACCCUUACAAGGCAAAAUUACAGGCGACAUUCCAAACUGGCUUAACGGUUCUCUGAUUCGGAACGGUCCAGGCUUACUGAAGGUCGGUGAUCAUGAAUUUGCACAUCUUUUCGAUAGCUUGGCGCUAUUGCAUAGAUUUGGGAUAAAAAACGGCGAAGUAACUUACCAGUGCAGAUUUUUACGUUCCGAAACGUUCAAACAAAUGUUUACAGCAAAAAGGAUCGUCACCACACAGUUCGGAACAAAAUCGGUGCCAGAUCCCUGUCACACGAUUUUUCAGAGAAUCGCAGCCAUGUUUAACGUUGGACCUUUAGACAACUCUAUGAUAUCAGUGUACCCCUUUGGCGACGAGUUGUACGCUUUCGGGGAAACCCCUAUUAUCCACAAAGUGAAUCCGGAAUCUUUAAACACUGAAGACGCUGUAGAUGUUAGAAACUAUAUUUCAAUCGUGAACCAUACAUCUCAUCCUCAUGUGAUGCAAGACGGUGCUGUUUAUAACAUAGGUAUAUCGUUGUACACCACUGGACCACACCACAUUAUAAUUUGUUUCCCAAAGAAAUCAAAAUGUGGAGGAAAAACUAUGUUCGAGAAUGCUAGAAUCGUGGCUUCUGUACCGGCAAGAUGGCCGUUUCAUCCAUCGUAUAUGCACACGUUUGGCGUGACAGAAAAUUACUUUAUAAUCGUGGAGCAACCGCUAAGUAUAUCCGUACCGUCAGCCCUUAAAACCAAGUUGCAAAACGAACCGCUGAUAGGGUGCCUCAAGUGGUACCAAGACGAAUAUACCCAAUUCAAUGUGGUAUCAAAGACACUUGGAAUUUUGUCGUACAAGUUUUUCGCCAAGGCCUUCUUCUAUUUGCAUAUAAUCAACCAGUACGAAACGGACAACUACAUCGUUAUAGAUAUUUGUGUGUAUCGAGACCCGGGAAUGCUGGAAUGUAUGUACAUCGAUUCUAUGAAGAGUAUGCAACAAAAUCCGGACUAUGCAAAAAUGUUCAGGGGGCGCCCGGCUAGAUUCGUACUGCCCUUAAAGCCGGAUCCUAUGGAGGCGGAUAUCGGGAAGAAUUUGGUGAGUUUGGAAAAUUGCAGCGCCAAGGCGUACUAUUUGCCCACGGGGGAUAUACUGGUUGUGCCGGAGAGGAUAUGCAAUUUGGGCUGCGAGACACCCAGGAUAAAUUACGAAAAUUCUUUGGGAAAGCCUUACAGAUACUUUUAUGCGAUAAGUUCGGAUGUCGAUAGGGCAAAUCCAGGCACUAUAGUAAAGAUAGACGCACAAACAAAAACGGCACAGACUUGGUGCGAGGAAAACUGCUAUCCAAGCGAACCUAUAUUUGUGGCAAGUCCCAAUUCAAAGUUUGAAGAUGACGGUAUAAUCCUAGCAGCGAUGGUAUGGGGUGGAGAAGAUGCUAACCACGCUGGUUUACUAAUUCUGGAUGCAAAAACCUUCAAGGAAAUCGGUAGGGCCGAGUUUAUAACGCCCGGACCUGUGCCGAAGUGUCUCCAUGGAUGGUUUUUGCCGAAAGGCAAGACGGAGAUCGAAAAUUAA
Molecule: messenger RNA, 1749 nt
Organism: Anoplophora glabripennis (Asian longhorned beetle)
Lineage: Eukaryota; Metazoa; Arthropoda; Insecta; Coleoptera; Cerambycidae
Gene: ninaB
Product: carotenoid isomerooxygenase
Exons: 13
Coding region: 1-1749 (582 amino acids)
Biological process (GO): retinal metabolic process; carotene catabolic process
Molecular function (GO): carotenoid dioxygenase activity; beta-carotene 15,15'-dioxygenase activity
Source: RefSeq, a predicted model, not a curated record